AUGACCGAGGCCCUGGGGUCCAUUCCUCCGUCCGCAUUCCAUUCUGCGCAGACACUCCGUCUUGUCCAUAACCUUGAACCCGCUCCCGGCAUCCGCUUCUCGAGCGUCGCCCAGCCUGCGAAUAGUGAAAUACGCGAAUCGAGUGCAGACGAGAUUUACGCCCAUAAAGCUGGAGCUAAUGUGCUAGCAAUUGAUCAGUAUGACGGUCGGUUCAUGGUCUCUGGCGGUGCCGAUCCGUCGAUACACCUGUGGGAUUUAGAGGCACGAGGCUCUGAGCUCAGUUACACCCACCGACCGGCCGCCUCGGUCACAAAAUUCUCGCACGAUGACGCCCAUACGCAUGCUAUCACAUCUGUUUCCAUCUAUCCGUUUGAUCCAACGCCGUCUACGAUCAUCACGACCUCUCACGAUGGGACUUUGAAGCUCUCGGCCCUGCAACCGCCAACCAUUACACCUGUCCAUACCUUCAAACUCGAUUGUACGCCGUACGCCCAUUCCCUGUCUGCCCAUCCGAGUUCGCCGCUGCUUGUUGCUGUUGGAACCUCCGAAAAGCCCGUUCGGUUACUCGACCUGCGAUCUGGGCUAUCCACGCAUGGCCUACCCGGUCAUAGCUCUGCCGUCCUUUCCGUGUCGUGGGCUCCCCAUCGACCUCACAUACUAGCUUCCGCUUCAACGGACAAUCGAGUAAUACUAUUCGACAUUCGCCGCGCAGGACAUAACUCCGCGAUUGCCACUCUUGACAUGGAUGAUGCAGUGGGCCUCGUUCCUCCCCGGAGUACCCCAAGCUUGUAUCGCAGCCGCCCCGCGUUUUCACCCCACGCUCGGGCGCACAACGGUCCCGUGACAGGCGUUCGAUGGACACCAGAUGGAUCAUAUCUUGUGACAGCCGGCCAGGACGCCAGGAUUCGUGUUUGGCAAGCAGCAACCGGCGCUAACACACUCGUUCACUUUGGCCCACGCGUCCAGAAUACCUCCUCACUCCAUUUAGCAGAGAGGGCGCCCUUGAUUGUGCCCCAUGGUCAGAUGGGCGCAGGCCAUGAGAUAUUUCUGUGGGCUAAUUUCAGUGACUCCGACCACCGAGGAGAGAUUUUCAUGCUUGGACUUCGAGAAGGGACAUUCAUCAAGCGUUUACGGGUUCCCGGUUUGAUGGCUCAGCGAUCGCAAAUACAAGGUAGAUCCAACGCUCUGAGCGCUGCGCGUAUAAACGCUCUAGUGUGGCGUGGGAACGGCGCGUCUGGCCAGGGCAUCGAGGUGUUUUCCGCGCAUGGCGACGGGACGCUGAGAUCGUGGGUUUCGCGAGAGCCAGAAGAAGCGCCAACUGAAACUGAGGAGGCUGAACAGGCAGACCGCAAGCGCAAACGGAAUGUACUUGAGGAGAUCUACCAUGGAUUUAUGUCACCCUCGGUUUGAAUUAAGGAAUGCAUGAGUCUGCCAUACGCAGUUGCCCUUU
Aspergillus nidulans FGSC A4 is the source of this 1450-nucleotide messenger RNA. RefSeq names its product WD repeat protein. The transcript has 2 exons. Gene Ontology annotation, biological process: transcription-coupled nucleotide-excision repair. The record is from RefSeq and is a predicted model, not a curated record. Lineage: Eukaryota; Fungi; Ascomycota; Eurotiomycetes; Eurotiales; Aspergillaceae. The coding region runs from base 1 to 1410 and encodes 469 amino acids.